Messenger RNA from Colias croceus (clouded yellow), 1727 nucleotides. RefSeq names its product enolase (gene Eno). Gene Ontology annotation, molecular function: phosphopyruvate hydratase activity; magnesium ion binding. Gene Ontology annotation, cellular component: phosphopyruvate hydratase complex. NCBI's taxonomy places the organism in Eukaryota, Metazoa, Arthropoda, Insecta, Lepidoptera, Pieridae. The record is from RefSeq and is a predicted model, not a curated record. The transcript has 8 exons. Gene Ontology annotation, biological process: glycolytic process. Bases 136 to 1437 code for a protein of 433 amino acids.
CUGUCAAUACAACUCUAUUUUCACCUUGUGAAGGUCAAAGGACAGUUAGCCGGUGAAAAUCAGAGGAAAUUGCACGUCUGCAAAGGUUAAAUAAGUCAACGAAAUUAAAGCAGCUGAAUUAUAUUUGUAUCAAAGAUGCCUAUCAAAUCGAUCAAAGCUCGUCAGAUCUUCGACUCCCGUGGCAACCCCACCGUAGAGGUCGACUUGGUUACUGAACUGGGUCUUUUCCGGGCAGCUGUACCAUCUGGAGCAUCUACUGGAGUCCAUGAAGCCUUAGAAUUAAGAGACAAUGUGAAGGGAGAAUAUCACGGCAAGGGUGUAUUGACUGCCAUUAAGAACAUCAACACCGUAAUUGCCCCUGAACUUUUGAAGCAGAAUUUUGAAGAAACCCAACAAAAGGAGAUUGAUCAAUUCAUGAUCACCCUGGAUGGAACUGAGAACAAGUCCAAGUUUGGUGCCAAUGCCAUCUUGGGUGUGUCUCUUGCUGUAGCGAAGGCCGGAGCUGCUAAAAAGGGUGUUCCUCUUUACAAGCAUCUUGCUGAUUUAGCUGGCAAUAGCCAAAUUGUGCUACCAGUACCCGCCUUCAAUGUCAUCAACGGUGGCUCCCACGCAGGAAACAAGUUGGCUAUGCAAGAGUUCAUGAUCUUGCCGACUGGUGCCUCAUCAUUCAGUGAAGCCAUGCGUAUGGGCUCUGAAGUGUACCAUCACCUCAAGAAAAUCAUCAAGGAGAAGUUUGGAUUAGACUCGACAGCUGUUGGUGAUGAGGGUGGCUUUGCACCCAACAUCCAGAACAACAAGGAUGCUUUGUUCCUUAUCCAGGAUGCCAUCCAGCAGGCUGGAUACACUGGAAAGAUUGAGAUUGGUAUGGAUGUCGCCGCAUCUGAAUUCUUCAAGAACGGCACAUACGAUCUUGACUUCAAGAACCCCAAGUCCAACCCAGCAGACUAUUUGUCAUCGGAGAAACUCGCUGAUGUGUACCUAGACUUCAUCAAGGACUUCCCAAUGGUCUCCAUCGAGGAUCCCUUUGACCAGGACGAUUGGUCUGCAUGGGCCAACUUCACUGCACGUACAUCCAUACAGAUUGUUGGUGACGAUCUUACUGUGACAAACCCUAAACGCAUUACGACUGCUGUUGAGAAGAAGGCCUGCAACUGUUUAUUGCUGAAGGUGAACCAAAUUGGAAGUGUCACUGAGUCUAUUGACGCUCACUUGCUGGCCAAGAAGAAUGGAUGGGGUACUAUGGUGUCCCAUAGGUCUGGUGAGACUGAAGAUACCUUUAUUGCUGACUUGGUUGUUGGUCUGUCUACUGGCCAGAUCAAAACAGGUGCGCCAUGCAGAUCUGAACGCUUGGCCAAAUACAACCAGAUUCUUCGCAUUGAAGAAGAACUUGGAGCUGCUGCCAAGUACGCCGGCAAAAACUUCCGCAGACCAGUUUAAAUAAUUGUCAUGAUAAUAUAUCCUGUAUUAACAGAUUAGCUGACUGUUGGGCAUUAAAAAUUAGUAUGGCACAAUAGUCCUACUUUUAAGUACAUGCAUAUUCCUUUCUUGCAUUAUAAUAUAUUGUUUGUUGUUAUUGUAGAUUGUUUUAUACAAUAGAUCUGCUGAUUGUCAAAAUUUGCUACUCAAAAAUUUUAUUUGUCGUGUAGCGUGUGAUGUAUGUAAGAUUAUUUAUUUAUAAGUUGUAAAUGUGAAUUCUGAUUUUCGAAACAAUAAAAGCUGUUUAAUCA